Molecule: messenger RNA, 306 nt
Organism: Prunus armeniaca (apricot)
Lineage: Eukaryota; Viridiplantae; Streptophyta; Magnoliopsida; Rosales; Rosaceae
Source: the annotation of a GenBank genome assembly
AUGGACUUGGCCGAGCUCGUGAGUGGUAUCAUCGUGCUUGAACAGCUGAACUCUAAGCCUCCUAACCCAACUGAAGGCAGUGUUCGAAAAAUCGGCCUAGGCGGUAGGCGGCCGCCUAGGCGGCUACUAGGCGGUAGGCUGCCGCCUAGGCGGUUACUAGGCGGUAGGCGGCCGCCUAGGCGGUUCCUAGGCGGUAGGCAGAUCCUAGGUUGUAGGCGGGAGCCUAGGCGGAUCCUAGGCGGUAGGUGGCCGCCUAGGCGGAUCCCAGGCAGUAGGCGGGAGGAUAGCACCGCGAUUUCACCCUAA